AUGAACUCGCUCGGCCAUGCUGAAAGUCAAGCGUCUUCGAAGACCUCAGAUCGACGACGACGACGGCUUUGGAGAUCCGUCGUAUUUCUACCACUAACACUGCUUGCAAUUCUGUAAGUCGUGUUCUCUCGACAAGCGACGCAUUGAACGAGCCUCUGACUGGUACAUUAGGGGUCUCGUUCACAUCAUCCUCGUGGCGGCUGGCCACACAAGUCUAGAUCACUGGGGCGCUUCAUAUUGGAGUCACCGACAGAGUCUCCUCCCCUGCAACUCACCGGCGUGUCAGAGCGCGCCGACACAAAACGUCGUUCCCAUUCCUUGCCACUCGCACAACGAUUAUUGGAGGACCGUCCCUCUAUUCGACGCUCUCCAUGCUGGAUGUGCGAGUGUCGAGGCGGAUAUUUGGCUACCCCAAUCCUUGGGUGAGAAUGGCACAGACCUUUACGUCGGCCACAACGGGGCUUCUCUACGUCGGGAGAGGACCUUAGACAGUCUCUAUCUUCGACCGAUCAAGGCAUUGCUCGAGCAGCAGUAAGUCCUGUGCCGUCAAUCUGGUCUCAACUCAGAGAGUGCUGAUCGACUUGCCUUGAAUCAGGAAUGCAAACGCCACGGUCUGCUCCCACGGCAAUUCGUCCUGCUCCGGCGUCUUCGGCACUGCACCGAACCAGACUCUCGUCCUUCUCCUGGAUUUCAAACAGGACGGCAACACUUUGCUCCCAUACGUGAACGCCAGCCUGCAGUCUCUGCGAGAGGGCAACUAUCUCAGUUUCUGGGACGGCCAGAACUUCCAUUCGCGCCCUGUGACCGUAGUCCUGAGCGGUAACGCUCCCACCAGUCUCAACGCCACCGAGCUCGAAAUCGGAGAAAUACAUCGCGAUAUGUUCUUCGACGCCCCUCUCGACAGACUUUCAGAUGCCGCCAGAGGCAGUAGUAGCUGGAACACGUCAUCUUCAUACUACGCAAGCGUGUCUCUCGAGAAGACCAUCGGUAAAGUCUUGGCCGGGAAACUCUCUUCUAAACAACUCAACACCUUGCGGAGCCAGAUCCGAACAGCAAAGGAGAAGGGCUUGAAGGCGAGAUAUUGGGACACGCCGGCUUGGCCCACGAGUUUGAGGAACUAUGUAUGGCAGAUUUUACUCGAUGCAGGGGCGGAUAUUCUGAACGUGGACGAUUUGGAAAGCGCUGCUUUUGGGAAUUGGAAACAAGUUAGACAUGCAUGGGGAGAUGCGUAG
This is a messenger RNA of Lecanosticta acicola, 1232 nucleotides long. The record is from the annotation of a GenBank genome assembly. Lineage: Eukaryota; Fungi; Ascomycota; Dothideomycetes; Mycosphaerellales; Mycosphaerellaceae.